Molecule: messenger RNA, 237 nt
Organism: Penicillium malachiteum
Lineage: Eukaryota; Fungi; Ascomycota; Eurotiomycetes; Eurotiales; Aspergillaceae
Exons: 1
Coding region: 1-237 (78 amino acids)
Source: RefSeq, a predicted model, not a curated record
AUGCUGCGGGAACGAAACACCCUCGAUAUGGCAGCAGGUCGUGAGCCAACUUAUCCCACUAAUAAUGUCAUCUGUGCCCGCAUGCAGUCUUCUCAUCGUGAAUACAAUGCUUGGCAUUCUGCAAUUCAGUCUUUCUUCAUGGCGAUCGCCUAUUCAGCAGCGAAAGACUUGUGGGUCAAAGAGGAUCUCUGCAUAGCUAUCGCGGAAACAUACCAACGAUUUGGCGAGACGCUUUAG